AUUAUUAUAACGGGUCCCCGUGGGUAUCAAGGAAAUAUGGACAAUGCAGACCUUUUUCCAACUUGACAGAAUCAAUAACGGCCUUUCUUGGUUGAAGCUGAUCACAAAAUGCUGUAUGUCAACAUACUAGUAUAAGUAAUGCUGUUCCCUCAAUACUGGUAAGUACCCCAAAUGUCGUCGUCUCCGCUUACUCCGAUACCAAUAGCUGAUAUUCCCCCAAUACUGGGAGCGACAUUCGGAGCGGUUUUUAUCGGGGCUACAAUAGCUGCAGUUUUUUACGGAAUAACGAUUUUACAGACCGUCGUGUAUUACAAACAAAACCCUAACGAUCCGUGGCUCUUUCGAUGUGCGGUCGCUCUACUGUGGAUAUUCGAUACGCUUCAUGUUGCCUUGAGCACACAUGCCCUCUAUUUCUAUCUUGUCCAAUCGUUUGGAAACUAUCUAACCCUGUUCACAAUCGUUUGGAGCUUUCCGUUGCAGCUGUUGUUCAAUAUGUUGAUUGUCACUGGAGUUCAAGCAUUAUAUGCAGUCAGAAUACUAAAAUUUGGCCGACAUUUUCACGUUGUCAUGCCAUGGUUCAUUUUCCUUGCUGUUGCGGCGACGUUUGGCACAGGACUCUAUGUGAUCUACGAUACAUACACCCUCAAAAGCUUUAUGGACGUUUCGACUAUCAGGGCGUCCAUAUACACGGAGUUCUCAGCUAUUGCGGCGGCAGACUUCGUCAUCGCAGGGGCAAUGUGCUUUUACCUGCACAAAAGCAGGUCAGCGACUAACUUCACUAGUACUACCAAGAUAAUUAUUAGAUUAAUGCGGCUUAUACUGGUAUCUGGGCUGGUGACGAGCGCGUGCUCACUACUUACUCUCGUAUCGUACAUCGCCUGGCCGGACACUCUCAUUUUCAUCGCAAUCGAUUUCAUUUUGCCAAAGUUGUACAUAAACUCUUUACUCGUCAUGCUCAACUCGCGCCAGACUUCGAUGUGGUCUACCGGAAAAGGACGUCAUAUUCAAGAUCAAAAGAUAAUCAGAUUUGCUCCCCCUGGAGGUGGAGAUGAUUCAAGACAGAUGAAUAUCACUAUCACUGGCCUCUCCGUGACUGAUCAGGAUACAGUACAGACGAAUAUAACUCUACCUCUCCCCGUAACAGAAGGAAGUUUUUCGAGUAGCAUUGGUGAUAUGACAUUUGCGUAACGACUCAUCAUUCCAUUAUUCCCUUUACAAUCCCAAAAUGGCUACAAAUUAAAAACGGACAGAAUGCUACACUUACAAUAUGAUGAUACGGAACUGCUGAUAUAUAUUUCGCAUUGAGUAUUAGUAUUCACUACGGUGUUCGAUAGUGAAGUCGACUGCUACCUGACCCACACCUGCGAGAGAACGCCAUUCGCAGUAGAUGCCAAUGCUGACCUUUUAAUUGAUGUUCAAAAUCGUUUCUGGCGACGAGU
This is a messenger RNA of Desarmillaria tabescens, 1439 nucleotides long. RefSeq lists its product as uncharacterized. Bases 172 to 1188 code for a protein of 338 amino acids. The transcript has 22 exons. NCBI's taxonomy places the organism in Eukaryota, Fungi, Basidiomycota, Agaricomycetes, Agaricales, Physalacriaceae. The record is from RefSeq and is a predicted model, not a curated record.